GUCAUCACGCCGCACUUGUCACCUGCCACCUGUCAGCUGUGUCACCUGGUGUAUUAGCAAUCGUGUAAUUUCCUAGAUGACCGCGUAGAACAUACAUAUAUACCUAUAUAUGUAUAUAUAUAGAUUUUUUUAGUAGGUGAUAUUCUUAUGUUAAGUGCUUCAUCUGAAAAUUUUAUUAAGCAUGGCUCCAUUUCCCAGAAGACUACACACCAGCACAUGACUUUAAUCCGUUUCCUGUCAUGGCCUCUGAUGGUUCACCUUCCCAAGAUCCUCAGAAGAAGAAAAAGAAGACAAGCAGAAAGGGGAAGGGUGAAGACAUAAAGGACGCAGAGGUCCAGGUUGAGGUUCAACUAGAGAGACUUACAGCAUGUGGACAUAACGCUCUACAGCAGGGAGACAGAUUGAAGGCUCUUGAAUACUUCAAAAAGGCUUUCAAAGCUGCUGUAAAUCUCAACAAGGCAAAAGUACAACGGGCUUGUGCUUUUAACCUUGGAGCAGCAUAUGUGGAGGCAGGUAAGCCCCAGAAAGGUCUUGAUUUUCUGUCUCAAGCUGAGACAAGUGAGAAAGGUGAGCGUGUGGCAGAUUUGCAGUUUAAUCUAGCAGCAGCACAUGAGGCUCUGGACGACCAUUUACAAGCUGUCAAGUAUUACCAACAAGCUGCACACCUUUAUCGCUCACAAGGAGAUGGGAGCAGUGAAGGAGAUACCUGCAUUAGACUGGCCCACUGUCACCUGCGCAGAAAGGAGUGGACUAAUGUGGCAGAGAAUUACCUGCGUGCUGCAGAAAGUUAUAAGGUGGCAGGGAAGAUGGUCUCUGCUGCUGUGGCCCUGAAGGAUGCUGGGAAUCAUAUGUUGAAAUGUGACUGCUUCUCAGCAGAUGAUGUCAUUAGUGUUCUCACAGAUUGCUUGGAGCUGAGUGCCAAAAUCACAGAACCAGAGACACUAGGCAAGCUGUAUAACUCAGUGGGGUUGAGUUUCUCUCAACUGAAACUCUUUACUGAGGCUGCUGAGUGCUAUGAGCUGGCUCUGCCUCUGGUCUGCUCAACUCCACGCAGGCUAGCUGUGGUCAUGCAGAAUCUGGGCGCGGUCCACAAUUCCCUGGCACAAUUCAGUAAAGCACUGGAAUACCACAGGGAAGCAGCUGCACUGCACGGGUCACUGGGUAGCCGUCGGGCUCAGGGCUGCUGCUUCUGUAACCUGGCUUACGCACUCAGCGAACUGGGGGAACUGGAGGAGGCAGGAGAGAGCUACCUACAUGCUCAACAGGCUUUCAAAGACAGCAAUGAUUCCUCAGGGCACUGGCAAGCAUGUGAAGGUCUGGGUGGAAUCAAAUUGAGACUGAGAGACCCAGACAAAGCCAUUUUUUACUAUAAGCAGGCUCUAGUGCUACUCUCCAAGUGCAAGGAUGUCUCUAGCUCUGUGCAGGAAAGCCUUGUCAACAAGCUAAGUGAGGCUUUACAGAUGAAACUGGCCAUUCAGCAGAAAGUCCCCCCUGUAAUUCAAACUAUCAAGGAGAGAAACUUGAACAGGCAACACCUCCGAAUAGCUCAGAGGAGGAACGCUGAGGAAGUGAUGGCUGAGCAGAGAAGAAAAGAGCCACCUGACAGUCACAGAGUAGAAGAUAAAGAAUGGAAACCUACAGAGACAAGUUCACAGAGGAAACCCCAUGGUGACAUAAUAUCAUCAAGAGCAACACAAACAGAGCGUCCUGAUUAUACGAAUGCACUACCAGAAGCCAACAGGAAUCUGAAUAAUACAUAUGAGAAACCUCGUAUGGAAUAUAAUAAUCCCACAGACUCCCAUUUAGGAGAUAUCAUCUCACAACAGGAUGAAGGCACAUGUGAAACCUCCAGGCAGAACCCACUGGAAAUAACCAGUGCAACCCCACUGGAGGAAAGCACUGAGGCAUUACCUUCAGCACAUCUUCACCGUGAGAAGUCCACAUCCAUACAAAGAACCAUAAAGUCCAGAUUUUGCACGGUCAUGUGACAACAGCCAAGUCAUAUAUGUCCUUCCUCUUCCAGGGAUUUUAUAAGAACAGCUCCGGUUUCUUUUUCAAAUAUAAAACUGAAGUACAUUCUUUCUGGCUGACCUGGAAAAAAAAACACAGGACACAUGGCCUAUUAGAAAUACUGAUUAAAUCUACUGAUGCCAUAUGAAAAUCUUAUUUUGAAACAUUAUGUGUAAUCAUAAACGAUCUGAUGACUGCUCUUCUCA
This is a messenger RNA of Tachysurus fulvidraco (yellow catfish), 2216 nucleotides long. Its product is annotated as tetratricopeptide repeat protein 24. The coding region runs from base 240 to 1988 and encodes 582 amino acids. The record is from RefSeq and is a predicted model, not a curated record. The transcript has 14 exons. NCBI's taxonomy places the organism in Eukaryota, Metazoa, Chordata, Actinopteri, Siluriformes, Bagridae. Gene Ontology annotation, molecular function: protein binding.